AUGGCGACCAUCGCAGAAUCCCAUUUCCCCUUUCUUCUCGCCACGUUCUUCCCCCACUCACUGCUUGUUCUACCCAUACUCUUCUUCCUGCUUUCCCUCUUCCUAAUCCGCAACCGCAGGCCGACUCUCCACCUUCCCCCAGGCCCAAAACCCUGGCCCAUCCUCGGCAACAUCCUCCACGUCGGAUCCAUGCCCCACGUAGCUUUCGCCCGACUCUCCCAAGCCCACGGCCCACUAAUCUCCCUCCGCCUCGGCACCCAGACCGUCGUGGUUGGCUCAUCACCGGAAGCAGCCAGCGAGAUCCUCAAAACCCACGACCGCGACCUCUCCGGUCGAAGCGUCCCCCACGUGUCAUUCGCUCGCGACCCCGAGCUGAACCACGACUCCAUCGCAUGGUCCACCCAAUGCACGGACCACUGGCGGUCCCUCCGCUCGAUGGUUCGAGCCGAACUGUUCUCUUCCAAGGCAAUCGAACAGCAGUCGGACUUAAGGGAGAAACACGCUCGGGAGAUGGCUCAGUUUCUGAACCGGAGGCGAGGGGAAGCGGUCCGGAUCCGCGACGUGGCGUUCGCCUACGCUUUCAACUCCCUGGCCAGCACUUACGUGUCCAGGGAUCUGAUCCAGCUGGAAGGUGGGGACAGCGAGCGGACGAGCGGGAUCAUUAGGGACAUGAUGGAGCUUUACGCAGCUCCGAAUAUCUCGGACCUAUAUCCCUCAUUGAGCCGGCUCGACCUCCUAGGUCUGAGGAAGCGUACGGAAGUGUGCGUGGUGAAGCUGAGGGAGCUGUGGGACCCACUCAUCUCCCAGCGGAGGGAACUAAGGACAAGUGAUCAUCGUGACGAUAACGGCGGCCGCCGCCGCCAUGGCCGUGACUUUCUGGAUGCGUUGCUCGACAUAGGAUUCUCCGACGAGGCGAUCAGUUACACCUUUUUGGAACUGUUAGCGGCGGUAUCAGAUUCAACGAGCGCGUCCAUGGAAUGGGCGAUGGCGGAACUUCUCAAGAACCCUGAUACAAUGAUGGAAGCUCGCCGGGAGUUCGACGGAAAGUUCCCCGAAGGCCACGUCAUCAAAGAAUCGGACCUCGCCGACCUGCCUUACCUCUGCGCAUGCGUGAAGGAGACCCUACGACUCCACCCUCCGGCGCCGCUGCUGCUACCACGUCGGGCGGCCAAGGACUGCCACGUCAUGGGCUACACCGUACCUCAGGGCGCCCACGUGUACGUCAACGUGUGGGCGAUUGGGAGGGACCCUCGUUACUGGGAAGACGCAUCGAGUUUCAAGCCGGAGAGGUUCAUGGCUGGCGGGCGUGAGCGUGACGUGGAUUUCAAGGGUAGCCACUUCGAGUUCCUGCCGUUUGGGAGCGGGAGGAGGAUUUGUUCCGGGCUGCCCAUGGCUGUAAGGGAAAUCCAGCUGGCGGUGGCUACUUUGGUCUACGGGUUUGAGUGGUCGCUGCCGGAGGGAACGGCGGCGGGGGAUUUGGAGAUGGAAGAGAGGUAUGGCGUCACGCUGAAGAAACUGAACCCACUAGUCGUCUUCCCAACUCCAAGGGUUUAA
Messenger RNA from Linum trigynum, 1554 nucleotides. The record is from the annotation of a GenBank genome assembly. NCBI's taxonomy places the organism in Eukaryota, Viridiplantae, Streptophyta, Magnoliopsida, Malpighiales, Linaceae.